This is a messenger RNA of Populus euphratica (Euphrates poplar), 2017 nucleotides long. RefSeq names its product Major facilitator superfamily protein. Gene Ontology annotation, cellular component: membrane. Gene Ontology annotation, biological process: D-glucose transmembrane transport. The coding region runs from base 128 to 1801 and encodes 557 amino acids. Lineage: Eukaryota; Viridiplantae; Streptophyta; Magnoliopsida; Malpighiales; Salicaceae. The transcript has 14 exons. Gene Ontology annotation, molecular function: D-glucose transmembrane transporter activity. The record is from RefSeq and is a predicted model, not a curated record.
CGUUCAUUUUUUUUUUCUCAAUCUAAAAAUAUCAUACUCUAACUCCGGUGAUGUUCCGCAGUCGUAAUAAUAUAAAAAAGCGGGAAAUUAACGCCUAACAACUGUCUGACAUUGUCAGUCAGUGAUCAUGGCUUACAGCGCAAUAACCUCACCACCUCCCUUACGAUUUCACUCUCCCUUUCACCACCAACCACCCAAACCACACUCUAUCGUCUUCUGCUCCUUUGGUAACCAGAAGAACCCAACAUCAAAAACUACAUGUUUUUUCAAACCCAACAAGAAUAUUCCCAUUUUUUCACACCGGCCUUUGCUCUCUGCUCCGAAACUGAGAUUCAAUGUUCAGUAUUCUGCUGGAGAGGAAGCAGAGCCGCUUGUAACUGACACCACAAAUCAGGAAGACUUUUCUUGGUCUUCUGUCAUUUUGCCAUUUUUCUUCCCAGCACUGGGAGGAUUGCUAUUUGGGUAUGACAUUGGGGCCACUUCUGGGGCUACCCUAUCCUUGCAGUCAGCUGAGCUUAGCGGGAUAUCAUGGUUCAACCUUUCUGCUGUUCAGCUUGGUCUUGUGGUUAGUGGUUCUCUUUAUGGAGCUCUUCUUGGUUCCCUCCUUGUCUAUCCAAUUGCAGAUUUUCUGGGAAGGAGGCGGGAACUAAUCGCAGCAGCAUUGUUAUAUGUGUUUGGUGGUCUGGUCACUGGCUAUGCACCAGGUCUCAAUGUUCUUUUAUUCGGACGUCUUCUUUAUGGUCUUGGUAUUGGCUUGGCCAUGCAUGGCGCUCCUCUCUAUAUUGCAGAAACUUGCCCAUCACAGAUUCGUGGAACUCUCAUAUCUCUGAAGGAACUCUUCAUAGUUCUAGGAAUUCUGAUGGGCUUUUUAGUUGGAAGCAUCCAAAUUAAUGCAGUUGGGGGCUGGCGUUACAUGUAUGGAUUUGGUGUCCCAAUUUCUUUGCUUAUGGGAUUAGGCAUGUGGAGUCUCCCACCAUCUCCAAGAUGGUUGCUCCUCAGAGCAGUUCAAGGUAAAGGAUCUUUCCAGGAAUAUAAAGAGAAGGCCAUUUCUUCCUUGAGCAAACUUAGGGGCCGGCCUCCUGGUGACAAAGUGUCUGAGAAACAAAUAGAGGAAGCUCUGGUCUCACUGAAGUCUGCAUAUAAAGAAGAUGAAACUGAGGGGAGUUUCUGGGAGGUACUUCAAGGACCGAGUUUGAAAGCAUUCGUUAUUGGUGGGGGUUUGGUGCUUUUCCAACAGAUAACAGGGCAACCAAGUGUUCUAUAUUACGCAGGUCCAAUACUUCAGAGUGCUGGAUUCUCUGCAGCUGCUGAUGCCACGAGAGUCUCUGUUGUAAUUGGUCUGUUCAAGUUGGCGAUGACAUGGAUAGCUGUCCUAAAAGUCGAUGACCUCGGAAGAAGACCAUUGCUAAUUGGAGGUGUCAGUGGGAUUGCUCUUUCUUUGUUUUUGCUUUCUGCUUAUUACAAAUUUCUUGGAGGUUUCCCACUUGUUGCUGUUGCAGCUCUGCUUCUAUAUGUCGGUUGCUACCAGAUAUCAUUUGGGCCUAUUAGUUGGCUGAUGGUUUCAGAGAUUUUCCCACUUCGCACCAGAGGAAGGGGAAUCAGUCUUGCAGUUCUGACUAACUUCGGCUCCAAUGCCAUUGUAACCUUUGCAUUCUCACCAUUGAAGGAGCUGCUUGGAGUUGAGAACCUUUUUCUCCUUUUCGGGGCUAUAGCUUUGUUGUCUCUCUUGUUUGUAGUGGUCAUCGUCCCAGAGACUAAAGGUUUGAGUUUGGAAGAAAUUGAAUCCAAAAUCUUGAAGUAAAACUCGAAACUGUCAGAACUCAUAAGCUUCCAGUGCGCAAAUUGUUAUGGUUAGUCUGUUAUUGUGGUAUUGGAAGCUCAUCCUUUUCCAACUUCUACAUGGAAUGGCUUGCAUAUCUAUAUAUGCUGUAUGCAAUAUUAGAUAAUUUGAGAAAACUGUUAGUUCCUAAAACUUGAUUACGGUUUGUCAUUAAGAACAAUAUAUCAUUGCUCUCUC